AUUUGAUUUUUUUUGAAAUUCCUCCAUCGAAUACGGAUCUAUUACGUUUUGUUAAAGAUCGAUUGACACCAUCGUCAUCGUCAUCAAACAUGUCGACGGAUAAAUUAUUGGCCAUAAUACGGUCACAUUCGUUACAAGGUCAAUAUACACAGAUGGCAGAUUAUAUAUUUGGUGAUAUUGCAUUUAAAAAUUCAUUGAUUGUCGAUGAAUUGAUACGAAAUCUAGAUAUCCAAGAAAAUACUGUUGCUAUUCUUUAUUUGCUUUGUCGACAACAAACAAAUCAACAGAAUAAUCUGAAUGGCAGUGGUGGUGGUGUCAAUGCAAGUUCAUCAUCAUCAACGACAACGGCAAGUUCAUCCAAUAAAAAUAACAACAAUAAUACGGCUAAUCCAACGAAAUCAUCGUCAUCAUCAAGACAAUCGAUAUCACAAAUUAUUGAAUUCAUAAAUGAUUGUAAUGAAAAUCAGAUUAAACAAGCACCGAAUCAUUUUGCAUCAUUAUGUCAUUCAUUGACUGAAUACCUGAUGGAAAUUGAUCAACCAUUAAAAGGUUUAGAGCCAUUAUCAAGAUCUAUACAAAAAGUACAACAAUCACCGACACAAUUAACAUCGAUACAUACAGAUCUAUGUAAAUUGGCAUUGAUUGGAAAAUGUUUGAAACCAGCACUGACAUUUCUUGAUAUCGAUAUCACCGAUAUAAGUCGUGAAAAUGAUUGUUAUGAUGUAAAAUAUUUUCUUUCCUAUUAUUAUUAUGGUGGUAUUAUAUAUUCAAUCAUACAGAAUUAUGAACGUGCUUUUCUGUUCUUUCAAACGGUAUUAUCAGUUACCGGUGCUGCGAUUUCCCAAAUUUCAAUCGAAGCAUAUAAGAAAUAUAUUCUUGUUUCAUUAUUACAAAAUGGACGUGUUAUACCUUUGAUGGCAAAACAAGUGAAUAAUUAUCUUAAUCGUUCAGUAAAACCAUUUUGUGGCCCUUAUAAUAUGCUUAUAACUGAAUAUACAAAUGGAUCCAUUGAAUCAUUGAACGAUUUAUUAGAUACUUAUCGUAAAGAUUUUCAAGAUGAUCAAAAUAUUGGCCUCGUCAAACAAGUGAUUAGUUCAUUGGUCAAAGUGAAGAUGCAAAAAUUGACCAAAACAUUUAUGACACUAUCGUUGAAAGAUAUGGCCCAACGUGUUCAUCUACCGAAUGUUGAAGAAGCUGAAAAGAAAAUUCUUCAUAUGAUUGAAAAUGGUGAAAUAUUUGCACAGAUCAAUCAAAAAGAUGGUAUGGUAGAAUUUCAUGAUAAUCCAGAAAAAUAUGAUUCAUUACAAAUGUAUAAAAUGAUUGAAGAACAGAUUAACAAAUGUAUGUGUUUGAAUGAAAAAUUGAAAACAUUAGAUCAGGAUAUAGCUAUCAAUCCAAAAUAUAUACAAAAAAUGCGUAAUAAUGAUGGUGAUUUGGUUUGAUGAAAUAAUAAUGUUGUUGCUGUUUUAUGGA
Messenger RNA from Dermatophagoides farinae (American house dust mite), 1473 nucleotides. It is a transcript of the gene CSN3, whose product is annotated as COP9 signalosome subunit 3. Gene Ontology annotation, cellular component: COP9 signalosome. The record is from RefSeq and is a predicted model, not a curated record. Gene Ontology annotation, biological process: ubiquitin-dependent protein catabolic process. Lineage: Eukaryota; Metazoa; Arthropoda; Arachnida; Sarcoptiformes; Pyroglyphidae.